Heterobasidion irregulare TC 32-1 is the source of this 1671-nucleotide messenger RNA. It is a transcript of the gene cpm82, whose product is annotated as cytochrome P450 monooxygenase 82. The record is from RefSeq and is a predicted model, not a curated record. The transcript is spliced from 11 exons. Bases 1 to 1671 code for a protein of 556 amino acids. Gene Ontology annotation, molecular function: monooxygenase activity; heme binding; iron ion binding. NCBI's taxonomy places the organism in Eukaryota, Fungi, Basidiomycota, Agaricomycetes, Russulales, Bondarzewiaceae.
AUGGUUACUGCCAGCACCCUGCUUAAACUCGGGCUUGCGUUCAGCACCGUGGUAAUCGUGCACUACGCCGCUAAGCUCUUGCACCGCGUCUUUCAUUCCUAUUUCUCUCCUCUACGCGAUUUGAAGGGGCCAAAGUCGACGAGCUUGUUUUAUGGGAACCUCAAAGAGAUAUUCACGGCAGAGGCGAUGGAUCUGCAUGAGCGUUGGAGAGAAGAAUAUGGGCCUGUGUACAAGUACAAGGGAUUCUUUAACAGCGACCGUCUCGUAAUGAUGGACAACAAAGCUACGAGCCAUAUCCUGUCUCAUCCCCAGAUUUAUGAGAAACCAGAGCAAGUUCGAUAUAAUUUGGGUCAGAUUUUAGGUCAAGGUUUGUCUAGUUCACGCUUGAGGUCUCCCACCGUAUGUAGUCCCGCGUUUGGGUCACCUCAGAUCCGUGAGCUCACAAGUAUCUUUCUUGAGAAGUCUAUUCAGCUGCGCGACCUCUGGUCUGCCGAAAUCCACAAGGCUUCUACCGUGAACGGCAAUGAAAGCGGGGAGAGGGUCAUCAUCGAUGUAUGCGACUGGCUGAGCAAGAUGACAUUAGAUGUGAUCGGACUUGCAGGCUUCAACUACAGCUUCAACGCGCUCAACUCACACGGUAAGCCAAACGAGCUCAAUGAGGCCGUUCGGACGAUGUUCCAUAGCCCUGGCGGUUUCGGUGCGGUGCUGCCUGUGUUGCAGGCAGUCUUCCCUCCCUUGAGAAUUUUUGUGAAUAAACGGGGUCGCAUUGUCGCAGCAGCACAGAAUACCAUGUUUCGCAUUGGGAGCCAGCUCCUCGCAGAGCGCAAAGCGUUUGUCUUUGCCGCCGCCAACGGACGAGCAGGAGGAAACGCCGGAGUAGAAAAGAAGAGCGUACAAGGGAGGGACUUGCUGAGCCUGCUCGUCAAGGCGAACAUGGCGACCGACUUGCCAGCUGAGGCACGCUUGGACGAUGCAGACGUGCUGGCGCAGGUACCCACGUUUCUUGUCGCUGGCCACGAAACAACUAGCACUGCUGUGACAUGGGCCCUAUUUGCCCUUUCGACACAUCCUGAAGCUCAAGCAAAACUUCGCGCUGAGCUGUUAUCCGUGCCGUCCGAGCCCAUGCCAACAAUGGAAGAACUCGACCGCCUACCUUACCUUGAUGCCGUGGUGCGGGAGACGAUGCGCUCCUUCUCCCCUGUGCCGAGCACGGUACGGGUGGCGAACCAAGACGAUAUCAUACCGACAGAGGCGCAGUGGGAAGAUAAAAAGGGCGUCUGGCGGCGGGAAGUGAGAGUGACCAAGGGUGACUCGAUAUUCGUUCCUAUCCUCGCUACGAACCGAUCUAAAGAGUUGUGGGGUGAAGACGCACGCGAAUUCAAGCCUGAGCGCUGGGACAACCCGCCAGAGGCUAUUCAGUCUAUACCCGGAAUCUGGGGAAACAGCCUAGCAUUUUCAGGGGGCAGCCGAGCCUGCAUAGGAUACCGCUUCUCGGUGAUCGAGAUGAAAGCAAUGAUCUUCGUCUUGAUUCGUGCUUUCCAGUUCGACAUGUCUGUCCCUCUCGAAGACAUCAAGUCCAAAUCAGCCGUUGUUCGUCGCCCUUAUCUAGCGAGUGACCCGGAGAAGGGUUCUCAAAUGCCGUUGUGGAUUUCUCCAGUCAGAACAGUCUGA